CUUUUUCAGUCAGCUGUCAAACACUGCAGGAGUCACGGCGGCACAAACACAUCAUGAUCUUCACUUUACACAAAAUGUGAUUCGUUUUUACAACAUUUCUGGAAAUUUCGCGGAUUUAAAUGCGCCUGGAGCUCAGGAGGAGACCGGUGCAGGAUGAUUCCUGUGGUUCCUGUGGAGGCCGGCACUCAUGUCCUGGCAGAGUUUGACUGUCUGGACCCCCUUCUUUCCGCACUGCGGCUGGAUUCGGGACGAAUCAAAUGCACAUGUCUCUCCGUGUCCAGGAAGUGGCUGGCUCUGGGCACGUCUGCCGGAGGCCUUCACCUCAUUCAGAGAGAUGGCUGGAAGCAGAAACUCAUUCUCACACACAAAGAAGGCUCAGUCACGCAGGUCUCAUGCUGCCCCCAUGAUGAAGACUUUAUCGCUGUAGCAACAAGUCAGGGUUUGGUGGUGGUGUGGGAGCUGCAUUUGGAGCGGCGUGGCCGCCCUGAGCGCGUCUCUGUGUCCUGGGAGCACCGUGGACAGACAGUAACAUCUCUGUGCUGGGACACCGUGGCACUAAGAGUGUUUGUCGGAGAUAUCGGAGGGAAAGUGUCCUGCGUCCGGGCUGGGUCAUCUAAACUCGGGAAGGGCUCUGCGUUUGUGAUCUUCCCAGUUCAGACCAUCACCACAGUGGAUUCACGUGUCGUUCAGCUGGGCUAUUCGGACGGACACCUGGUGGUCUCGUCUCUCAGCCGCUGCUACCUGUGUGACACAGAGAGGGAGAAGUUCUGGCGUGUGGGUAAUAAAGAGCGAGAUGGAGAGUUUGGGGCAUGUUUUUUCCUGCAGGGUCCUGCGGGUCAGCGAGGUCAGGCGCUGCUGUACUGCGCCCGGCCUGGCUCCCGCAUAUGGGAGGCCAGUUUCAGUGGCGAGGUCUUGAGCACACACCAGUUCAAACAGCUGCUGGCCUGUCCACCGCUGCCCCUCAUCUCUUACAAGGAUGAGCCACAUUUUAACCCCACACAGACGAGUCCACAGUCUCUGGCUUUCCCAAGACUCCUUCAGUUUGGUGAUCAAAACCUUCUCACCUGGACCGAUUCAGCCAUCUACAUCUUCACACCUCACAGUGGUCAGGUUCUGCUGUGGACAGAGGUUAAAGAUGUGGUGGAGAUUUCAGUUUUCCGCAACGAGCUAUUUUGUCUACAUGGUGAUGGACGUUUGUCUCACCUGUCGCUGAUGUCACCUGAGCGCUGUGUGGAGCGUCUGAUGAAGAGGGAGAACUGGACGUUUGCCGCCACUGUCUGCUGCAUGUUUCAGCACGCCAUUAUUACAUCCAGGGCCAGGAAGUCUCUCCCCAUUGAUCGCUUGGAGCAGCUCAAGGCUCAGCUAAACUCUGCCUCCCAGCAGCAGCUGAUUGGUCAGCUGGAGGAAGUGAUCAGCAAAUUGGAGCCACUGGACUCUGCCUGCAGCAGCCGCAGGAGCAGCAUUUCCUCACACGAGAGCUUCAACGUUCUGGACUGCGGCAUCUACCGCGUCAUCAGCCGAAGAGGCAGCCAAUCAGACGAUGACGCCAGCUCCCUCACCAACCAAUCGAUGCUCGAGGAGGAGCGGCUGAGAGAGUUCAGUUUCACCGAGGAGGAGCAGGUGGAGAAUGACUCUCAGUCUGUACGUGGAGAGGGCGACAGGUCAGACCUCAGCUUGCAGUUUCUGCCGCUGCCUUUCCGCUCAAAACCCCCACGAGUGGCCCUGCAGGCUGUUCGAGACAGUGUUUCGAGCUUUGUGAAGAAGACCACCGAGAAGAUCAACACGCUUCAGAUGAACGCAGACCUGUGGCCUCGGCCUGACCUCAGGGAAGGGGUUCAAGGGGAGGUCACGGCCACAGUGACCCCUCUUCCAGAAGAAGUCGAGCAUGAAUUGAACGCUGAGCAGUCCAGCGCGGAGUCUGAGCUGCAGGAGUUGAGGGCCGCCACAAAGAAAGCCAUCUCUCAGAUCCAGGACCCCAUGGUGUUACUGGACCCCAUCUGCCUAAGUAAUGUACUUCAAGAGUGGGCUCCAGUUCUGGAGAGGGUCCUGGGCCCAGAGGAUCACACCAGACUUGAAGAAAUAACAACUCAAGAGGACAAGACCCUGGAGGAGGAAGAACUUGUUUCAUCAAUGUCCUGUUGCGUCGUGGUUCAGCCAGAUAUAUACUCUCCUAACCUGGAUGAAUCCGCAACGCUCACUGAAGAAGAGGACCUUGGCGAAAGCAUCCCUUGCUCCACCGCCCCAGUCAGAGCUUUCCCACUUCUGGCGAACCAUGUUGAACUAAUACAGCUGUUUUCCCCCAAACCUCUGCCUCCUGACCUCCAGGCUGACCUCUCGCAGCUGGCCUGUCUUUAUCUGGAGAUGGGCUGUCCUGGUAGAGGAGGGGUGGAAAACGUGUGUGUUUUCCUGAGGAGGUACUUCUUCCUGUUAGACCAGGAGAGAGUGAGGAAGAUGUGUAUGCUGCGAUACAGAGAGCACCGCGAAGUGAUGAAGGCGUAUAUUGCUGGCAUGCUGGAGUUUACUCAGGCCAGUAAGGUGGUAGAGGUGAUUCAGAAGGGCGACCUGCUGAAGUCUCUGCGCAGUCUAAGAGAACUUCAGCCCUGGAACGCGCCUCUGCUCCUCUCACACCUGUACAGACUUUAUGAUAAGCAUGGAGAGGUGGCUGUUCGUGCCUACCCACAGUUCUAUCCCACAAUCCUCCCCUCUGACAUCAUGGCCAUGGCUUUACCCAGCCACUUCCUGCCUUAUCUAGACAAUCUGGUCCAAUCACGAGCCGAGCAGCAGCGGUUGUCUUUCUUGGGCUCUCUUCUCCAGCCAGAAACUCUGCGACAGGAUUGGCUGGAACUGGCACUAUCCCAUGAUGCCCCACAGAAGGAUGACACACUCACUCCUGACGGACAGCCCAGGUGGCGCUCUCACUUCUUCAGCUGGGGUUAUGGACGUCUGCUGUCUCUGUUGAUCCGUCUGCCUGCUGAUCUGGCCUCCAAACAGAAGAUGCUGGAGAUGUGCAGAACUCAUGGGUAUUGGAUGGGUUACCUGUACCUGUGCAGAGAGCUGCAGCGGCGGCCUGAGGCUUUCAGUGCCAUUUGCAGACUGGACGACAUGACACUUCUAGAGGGAGAUGAUGGUAUUGUACCUCAGUCUCUUGAUGAGUGGGUGUUGCUUCUCCAGCUCUCCCAGCAAAUCAGUUCAAGCACCGAAGCCCCGUCCACUUCAGCCCUGCCCAGCAGCCCCAAUGGAUCUUGUUCAGACGACACUAACGGCACGAGCAAUAGUUCUCCCGACCUAUCAGACGGCUCGACUGACUGGAACAUUCGUAUCAGCCCGGAGAACAUCAUCCUGCAUCUUGUGCGGGUUUUCGGGCCAGAUCAGGCCCUGACGGCCCUCCAGGAGCGCGGGAUACAGGUGGAUCUCAGUUCACACUCCACGCUGGUCUGCGAGCUGCUUCGUAUGGCUGAGAAGCGGCAAAGAGCACUAAUUCAGACCAUGUUGGAGCGCUGCGACCGGUUUCUGUGGUCUCAACACGCUUAGACCACAUGAUCUCCACAUAUGCCUUCAGGACCCGGCGCUGCUCUCGGAAUGGACACACUACAGCCCGCGGUUUUAAAACAACUGCUCUGGGAUCAGCUGCUUUGCUGAAGAUAAUGCAGCUGGCUGUUUCCACAUCAGCUGAUCUUAGAUUGUCAUGCAUUCCAGUCAGUCUAACGCAGUUUUUCGCACCAGCACUAUGACUGUAUUGUGCCGUAAAUGGUGAAAGCACUGCAUGGGCAUCACAUGACUUGGUCUGAACUGUUCUUCAGUAUUUCCUCUCCUGUUUCUUAUUUGGCUAUUUAAUAAGGUGCUGACACAGUAUUAACAAUGGGCCUUUUUAUAUCAUUCAUAAAUCCAUUAGUACACAAAUUCACAAAUUAUCCUAUAGCAUUGAAUGCAACAGUUUAUGUAAGAAUGCAUCGAUCUACACUUCCAUGUUCAUUUUACAUUUCAUGUAAAUAUAUAAAAUAAUUAAAUAAAUAAGCAAAUUACUAUAUAUAUAUAUAUAUAUAUACAUAUAUAUA
Molecule: messenger RNA, 4055 nt
Organism: Labeo rohita (rohu)
Lineage: Eukaryota; Metazoa; Chordata; Actinopteri; Cypriniformes; Cyprinidae
Gene: hps5
Product: HPS5 biogenesis of lysosomal organelles complex 2 subunit 2
Exons: 23
Coding region: 154-3531 (1125 amino acids)
Biological process (GO): developmental pigmentation
Cellular component (GO): cytoplasm
Molecular function (GO): protein binding
Source: RefSeq, a predicted model, not a curated record